UGAAAGAACCGAAUGCAGCCAUCGGUUCGGUUCGUGUGGAGCUUUACAGAGUUCGGUCUGAUGGUCGUGGAGUCUCUGCUGGUUCCUGUGAAGUGGACACGGGCUCCGUGGACAAACACCGUCCGCUGUGACCUCUGUUAAAACAUUUACGGUGUGGACAGCACCGUGUCAGGCAGCCUGGCUGCCUCCAAGCCUCCAAAUGAAUGAAGAGCACUCCAGGAACCAGAGACACAACUGAUACAGAGCAUGCAGGUGUUUCUGCAAAUAUGAUGAAGAAAAAGCAUCCACACAAGAAACAUAAGAGCAGUCUUGGUGCCACAACAAAAGUUCUGUCACAGCCACGACGCAACAUCGUCGGCUGCAGGAUCCAGCACAUCUGGAAAGACGGGGGAGGUCACGUGGUCUGGAAAGGAACCGUGUUGGACCAGGUUCCAGUGAAUCCGUCUCUGUACCUGAUCAAAUACGAUGGUUUUGACUGUGUUUACGGUCUGGAGCUCCAUAAAGACGAGAGGGUUCAGGGACUGGAGGUUCUCCCCGACAGGCUCGUGAAGUCUCGUCUUACAGACGUGAACCUUGCAGAUGCUAUGAUCGGUAAAGCGGUGGAGCACAUGUUUGAGACGGAGGAGGGCCCCAAAGAGGAGUGGCGGGGGAUGGUGCUGGCUCGCGCCCCGAUCAUGACCACCUGGUUCUACAUCACCUACGAGAAAGACCCGGUUCUCUACAUGUACCAGCUGCUGGACGACUACAAGGAGGGAGACCUCCGCAUCAUGCCAGACUCUAAUGACAGUGUCUCAGCUGAGAGGGAACCUGGCGAGGUGGUGGACAGUCUGGUUGGUAAACAGGUGGAAUACGCCAAAGAAGAUGGCGGAAAACGAACAGGUAUGGUCAUCCACCAGGUGGAGGCCAAGCCCUCGGUCUACUUCAUCAAGUUUGAUGACGACUUCCUCAUUUACGUGUACGAUCUGGUCAAGACCUCAUAAGGUUCAUUGUGCCAUUCCGAGAACACACCAACGAGACAAAAUGUCAUCACAUCAAAGUAUCUGAAGCAUUUCGUUAAAGCGCUUGUUACCGAAACAUCAGGCUCGGGGGGAAAACAAAAAAGGACUUAAGAGACUUAAGAACAAGCUUUUUUUUAAAAAAUUCUUUCAUAAAUGAGUUAAGCCACAAACUAAAUGCUGAAAACAUAACGAGGUUUAUGUCUAAUUUUACACCUAUGAUCAAUAAUCAACAUGUUGCCCAGAACGUUAUGUCUGAGAGAAGAUACAAGUUUUGUCGGAGACUCUGGAGGUCAAGAUCCUCUUGCACCCAAAUACAUGUCAAAUCUACAAAGACUCAUAUAGAUCUUCAUUGUUCACAUGGGUGUAAACCAGAAACCAGACUGACGCUCAUUUUCAACACAAAGGAAGAAGCGGGGAAAAAAACUACAACAAAACAAACUUUGAGAUGAAAUCAAUUUCUUCAGGUCACCGGUUACUGUGGAAUCUGCUGGGGAACAGGAGAACUUGUAACCGCUCCCAGAAAAACCACUGAUCAGGUCCAAACUUGCCACCUUCUUGGAAUACGGCCACAGUACCACCUUCUGAUGAACAAGUCACUGAAACAGAAAAGUUGAGCGGAUUUGUUCUACAUUUUGUCAAACUUGGCGGUUUGAAGACUUUAGUCCUCUGUGGGGUAUCAGAACUGGAACGGAGUCUCUGAAGUCAAGAAGUCUAACCUUCAGAGACGGUAAGGUCUGAGCAGGUGAAGGGUUCCUGGUCCUAAGAACGGAGACCGUGACUGAAAAUGACUUCGGUCUGGAUAACCACCUGUUAAUCUACGAAUGACAAAACUCAACAAUGCCUCCCGGGUUCAGGCAUCCGUGGUGCUGAAGGUUUGGUGAUGGACUCAGUAAGUCAGUAUGCCAUCAGUGUGAAGCCAUUUACAAAUACACAAUGUCAUCACCACAAGGUCAAAUUAUCUACACUUUAAUCAGUCACUGGACAGCAGCUGGAAAGUUAUGGCGGAAAGCUAGCUAGCUUCCUAAACCACUCUGCUAACUAGCUUAAGAUAAGUAACGAGCUAGCGCCCACUGGUUGUGGAUUCCUUUGAGGGAAUCAGUUUCAGUCAUUUGAAAGUACAAAUGACCCUGAUCUGGUUAUGGCGCCAUAGCUAACAAACAUCAUGUGACC
Molecule: messenger RNA, 2168 nt
Organism: Thalassophryne amazonica
Lineage: Eukaryota; Metazoa; Chordata; Actinopteri; Batrachoidiformes; Batrachoididae
Product: spindlin-1-like
Exons: 7
Coding region: 204-980 (258 amino acids)
Biological process (GO): gamete generation
Source: RefSeq, a predicted model, not a curated record